Molecule: messenger RNA, 639 nt
Organism: Adineta ricciae
Lineage: Eukaryota; Metazoa; Rotifera; Eurotatoria; Adinetida; Adinetidae
Source: the annotation of a GenBank genome assembly
AUGAAUAUCUUUCGAUUAUUAGGGGAUUUUUCCCAUUUGGGAGCAAUCAUUAUUUUAUUAUUAAAAAUUUGGAAAACACGGUCAUGUGCUGGUGUUUCGGGCAAGAGUGUUUUACUCUAUGCCAUUGUCUUCACAUGUCGUUAUCUUGACCUAUUUACUCAUUUUGUUAGUUUGUAUAAUUCGGUUAUGAAAAUAAUUUAUCUCGUUUCAACGUAUUUUACACUGUUUUUGAUUUAUCGAAAAUUCAAAGCAACUUACGAUCGUAAUCAUGACACAUUUCGUAUUGAGUUUUUAAUCUUACCUUCAGCUGUACUUGCUCUCUUAUGGAAUCAUGAAUAUUCCGUAUUGGAAAUUCUCUGGACAUUUUCGAUCUAUUUGGAAUCAGUAGCUGUUCUUCCACAGUUAUUUAUGGUUAGUAAAACAGGUGAAGCCGAGACGAUUACAAGUCAUUAUUUGUUCGCAUUGGGUAUCUAUCGAUUUCUCUACAUUCUCAAUUGGAUCUAUCGGUACUACACGGAAAACUUCAUCGAUUGGAUAUCCGUCGUCGCAGGUGUUGUUCAGACAGUUCUUUAUUGUGACUUUUUCUAUCUUUACAUAACCAAAGUUUUGAAAGGAAAGAAAUUGUCUUUACCUGCUUAA